Molecule: messenger RNA, 1395 nt
Organism: Nerophis lumbriciformis (worm pipefish)
Lineage: Eukaryota; Metazoa; Chordata; Actinopteri; Syngnathiformes; Syngnathidae
Source: RefSeq, a predicted model, not a curated record
AUGUUGGGGAAGAGUAAGAGAUGUGAAGAGAAGACUGGACCACAUGUCUACAUCAACGUGCAGAGGAUUGGAGUCUUGCUCGGACGGUCCCACGGACCUUUUCCUUGUUUUUCGGUAGAAAUUAGGUCUUUAAUUAAUGAAUGUGUGUACCAAGAAUGUGAAUAUGUUUACCUGUGUUGUCCUUUAGUUUUAAGUUCAGAUUACAGGCGUAAGCCAAAGAAAGACGGGAUACCGACAUUGUUUUCGAGCCCAGAGGAAGAAGAAAUAUCAACCAAACGGAGCCACAUCACCCCUGAACGUUAUAGAAACGAUGAGGAAGAUGUGUUUGAUGCUGACGACGAAGAGGAAAUUCGGCCAAAAAAGAAGUGCAGAAAAGAGAAAUCACAGAUCCUCAUCCAGGCACCCCCACUGCCAGUGCUCCCACCAUUGAACUUUCCAAUCUCCAGCAAGUACCAGACCACUUCAGCCAGUACCAGCCAAUACUACACCACUCCAAGGCAUCCAGGCCGACCUCACAGCCCAGCGAGAAGCAGCACUUACAGGCUCAGUCCAGACAGGAAUCAUGCAUCUAGCUCAAGCCAGUACCAAACCACUCCAGCCAGUAUGAGUCAGUACCAGACCACUCCAAGAAGCAGCAGGAAUGCCCUUGAAAGUGAACUUUUCCAGUUAAACAUGAAAGUUCAAAAACUAGUUGAGAACCAGGGAGAAAUUAUGCGCAUGCUGAGAGGGCUGGCAGCACAGUCUGUGGGGCCAGAAGCUGUGGAUGUUCAAGAUCUCAUUGAGAAGCCUUUCGAGACUCUUGAGCAGCUUAAGACCUUCAGUGAACAGCUCGACACUGAUCUUCUGCUCAGAAAGCAGCUGGUGAAAGCUCUUACUGCUCUUGGUGGGCAGAAUUUGGCAGACACAGUGAGGACAAUGCUGAGGAAAAUUGCCACAAACAAAGUCCUGGAGCAGCUUGGUCUCCGUGGAAAGACAGGCAAAGUGGCAUUUGAGGACUUGCCCUUUUACAGAAUAAUAAUAAAGGCAUGCAGGGGUGUUCACAAACAGACGACCACAGCUGAAGUAGAUUGUGAGCUUGGAGAGGUCCUGAAACUGGCCACUUUUUGAAAGGUUCAAAGUUUGAGGAGAAGAGGAGGAAUUAAGAGGAAGCGACGGCGAAGAAGGGCAAAGGGAGGUGUACAAAGGAAAUGGACAGUGAGAUGAGUGACCAGGAAGUGAAGAAGAAGAAAACAGGGAAAGGGAAAAGAACCAAGCAAACGCCAGUGAGACCAGUGAGCAUUGAGCAGGAAGAGAACCAACAAGAAGGGGCAGGAGUACACUGACGCGCACGACCAAGACCACAGCAUUCCAUUUCUAUUGUAUUAUAAUUAUCACUAAUAAAUAAUUAUUGUUGAA